Molecule: messenger RNA, 1273 nt
Organism: Papilio xuthus (Asian swallowtail)
Lineage: Eukaryota; Metazoa; Arthropoda; Insecta; Lepidoptera; Papilionidae
Exons: 7
Coding region: 151-1008 (285 amino acids)
Molecular function (GO): serine hydrolase activity
Source: RefSeq, a predicted model, not a curated record
GCUAUAAACCAGAAAGUAUUUAUAAGUUAAAAUUUUUAUUUGAAAUGAAAAUUGAAUAAGGGGCGAGAGCGAAUGAUAUUGAGAUUUAAGUGUUUUUGUACUACUAAUCUACAUUUCCGGACAGAAGUUUCAAUUAUCAGCUGAUAACAAAUGUCAAAAUAUAGUAACAGAAUACAUUAUUUUACAAAGAUAAGACCUUCAAGAGUCUACAAUGCUGCUUUAUCCACUGCUGUGACUACUAAGGAAGAAAAAGUUAAAGUAGGCAAUUAUAAUAUAAAUUAUGUCAAAGUGGGAAAUGGUCCACACCAUGUAUUCUGUAUGCCGGGUGCACUGGGAACUAUAUGGUCUGAUUUUAAGCCGCAACUUGAAGGACUGAAUAGAGAUAAGUUUACAAUAUUAGCAUGGGACCCUGUGGGCUAUGGGAAAAGUAGACCCCCGGAAAAAGAGUUUACUCCUGAUUUUUAUGAAAAAGAUGCAGAUGUUGCUGCGGAGCUUCUUAAGAAACUGAAAAUACCAAAGUUCUCGAUACUGGGAUGGAGUGAUGGAGGCAUAAGUGGUAUGAUCCUAGCUGCCAAAUACCCCAGUGUAGUUAAUAAGCUUGUGAUAUGGGGAAGCAAUUCAUUUAUGUUGCCGAAUGAGGUUGAAGCAUUAAAAAAAAUAAGAGAUGUCAAAACAUGGUCAGCCAAGAUGCGUGAACCAAUGAUAGAAGCUUACGGGGAAGAAAAGUUUGCUCAGUACUGGGCGAGAUGGGUGGAUGGUAUGGUGGAGAUAGCUCAAGCUCAAAAUGGCAACAUUUGCAAUGAGAUUGUAAAGGACAUUAGCUGCCCAACAUUCAUACUGCAUGGGGAAAAGGAUCCUCUGGUUGAUAAUGUACAUGUUUCACAUCUGCAUACACAUAUAGAAGGAUCCAGAAUACAUUUAUACCCCGACGGAAAACAUAAUAUUCACAUACGUUACGCCGAAGAUUUUAAUAAAAAGAUUCAAGAAUUUUUACUAUUACCUAACUGACUGUGACAUUGAAUUUAUUGUAAUUUUAAGAGGUUGAGUGAUAACUUUUAUUUAUAUUUACUUAUUGUGUGUAUUCUUUCAAAUAAUUUUGGACAAACCUUGGUUUACUUUGUUUUUAAGGUCAAGCUCUUAGUUGGUACUGCCAGAACAUUCACAUAAUUAUCUUUUUCUACAUCAAAGUUGUUUUUAUAUUAAUUUUUGACCUUUAAAUAAGUGGAAUUUUGUAAUAGUCUUAAUAACGGUUAUUGUAAAUCGAGAAAAAAAA